Molecule: messenger RNA, 1107 nt
Organism: Lathyrus sativus (Indian pea)
Lineage: Eukaryota; Viridiplantae; Streptophyta; Magnoliopsida; Fabales; Fabaceae
Source: the annotation of a GenBank genome assembly
AUGGCUUUUUUCAAGGUUUUUUGUUGCGGAAUUGCUUCGGAUCGAAGCGGACGUGGGAAGAAGCAACCUCCAUGGCGGGUGUUUUCUUUGAAGGAAUUACACUCAGCUACGAAUAAUUUCAACUAUGAUAACAAGCUUGGCGAAGGAGGGUUUGGAAGUGUGUAUUGGGGCCAGCUUUGGGAUGGAUCACAAAUUGCAGUGAAAAGAUUGAAAGUUUGGAGCAACAAAGCCGACAUGGAAUUUGCUGUUGAAGUUGAGAUAUUGGCAAGAGUACGGCACAAGAAUCUUCUUAGUCUACGUGGCUAUUGUGCUGAAGGCCAGGAACGGCUUAUUGUAUACGACUAUAUGCCGAAUUUGAGCCUACUCUCUCAUCUUCACGGACAGCACUCAACAGAAAGCCUCCUUGAUUGGAAUCGGCGGAUGAAUAUUGCAAUCGGGUCUGCCGAGGGAAUUUUAUAUCUUCACGUCCAAGCAACACCGCAUAUCAUCCAUAGAGACGUCAAAGCAAGCAACGUGUUGCUGGAUUCAGAUUUCCAAGCCCGUGUUGCUGAUUUUGGUUUUGCCAAGUUGAUCCCCGACGGAGCAACGCACGUGACUACACGAGUUAAAGGCACCCUUGGCUACCUUGCGCCAGAGUAUGCUAUGUUAGGCAAAGCAAACGAGAGCUGUGACGUCUACAGUUUUGGUAUUCUCCUUCUAGAACUCGCUAGCGGAAAAAAACCACUUGAAAAACUAAGUUCCUCAAUGAAACGAUCGAUAAAUGAUUGGGCACUACCGUUAGCUUGUGAGAAGAAAUUUAGUGAACUGGCGGAUCCGAGACUUAACGGUGACUAUUCUGAAGAAGAGCUUAAAAGGGUUGUAUUAGUUGCUUUAGUAUGUGCUCAGAGUCAACCGGAGAAGAGACCAACGAUGCUCGAGGUGGUGGAUCUUCUGAAGGGUGAGUCGAAAGAGAAGGUUUCGCAGUUGGAGAAUAAUGAACUGUUUAAGAACCCUCUUGCUGUUGGAAAUAACGAUGAGAUAUUCGUAUCAGCUGCUGAAGGAAGUUCAGACUUCAUCUCAGAAGAGAAGGAUUCGAAACCUGAGAUGGAAGAGAAUAAAGAACCAUGA